This is a messenger RNA of Megalobrama amblycephala (Wuchang bream), 2022 nucleotides long. It is a transcript of the gene babam1, whose product is annotated as BRISC and BRCA1 A complex member 1. Lineage: Eukaryota; Metazoa; Chordata; Actinopteri; Cypriniformes; Xenocyprididae. Gene Ontology annotation, cellular component: nuclear body; BRISC complex; BRCA1-A complex. Gene Ontology annotation, biological process: double-strand break repair; positive regulation of DNA repair; mitotic G2 DNA damage checkpoint signaling. The coding region runs from base 162 to 1268 and encodes 368 amino acids. The record is from RefSeq and is a predicted model, not a curated record. The transcript is spliced from 9 exons.
UUCUCCAGUCCGCUAGAGGCGCCAAAGGUCAUAAACACUCUUCAGCACUCGACUCUGAAUGUCACCGACAUACAAGCGAACGAGGAAGUGUUGAAGAAUAAAUUUGAGCUCUAUUUUUCUCUGCUAAACUCAUAUUUUCAUCUGUUGAAUGUUCGGUUGCCAUGGAGACACCUGAGCCCGGUCAGGCAGAUGGAGAGGAGCGGAUGAUGGACCUGAGACCCAGGACCCGGUCCAAUCCGGAGGGCGCGGAGGACCGGCGCAGCAGCACCGGCAGCCUGAACAACAGCAGCUUGGCAUCCCCCCCGCAGCCGGCUGUGGGCAGCCGUGUUGAGGGAGAGGGGGAGGCCUCCAGCUCCGAUAGCCCCCCGGUUUCUGCCACCACCAUCACAGCCGCUGCGCCUGCUCCUGUUGCUGCAGCAGGAAACACCACGGCCAGCAUGCCUGCGCUGGCUUCUGCAGUGAAGGAAAGACCGAAACCCCCUCAGCCGUCCAUGGCCACCCAGAUCCCCCCAUCAGCAGAGCUACACCUGCGGGCUCCACGAGUCAACUGCCCAGAGAAAGUCAUCAUCUGUUUGGACCUUUCAGAGGAGAUGUCUCUACAAAAGCUGGAGUCCUUCAAUGGAUCCAAGACAAACGCCUUAAAUAUUUCACAGAAAAUGAUUGAGAUGUUUGUGAGAACCAAGCACAAGAUUGACAAAAGGCACGAGUUUGCUCUGGUGGUGGUGAACGAUGAUGCCAUGUGGUUAUCAGGCUUCACCUCUGACCCGCGAGAGCUGUGCAGCUGUCUGUAUGACCUGGAGACCAACGUCUGCGAGUCCUUCAAUCUGGAAGAUCUCCUCAAUGUCAUUUUGCAGAAAAUUGAACUUCCUCAGAUGGAGAACAUUCAGACCAUCCCGCCUCCUUUCGUAGUUCGGACUCUCCUCGUCUUCAGCCGUCAUGCUGGCAUGCUUCAGUUCAAUCCUCCUGAUGCUGUCAAAAAAAUGCUACAGUCUCCGUAUUUCUUCUUUGAUGUUGUGUAUCUUCAUAAUGGAACUGAAGAACAGACAGAGGACACUAGCUGGAAGGACGUGUAUGCCUCCUUCAGCGAGUUGGACUCUAAGGGCAUGUGUUAUCAGUUUGAGGUGUCACUGUGUGGUCCUGCUAUUGAGCUGCAUAACUGCAUGGCCAAACUGCUGUGCCACCCACUGCAGAGACCCUUCCAGAGCCACGCGUCCUACAGUCUGCUGGAGGAUGACGAACACACGCAAGAGAAUGAAGCCACAGUGUGAGCGUGAGCCCUCAAAAUACCUAGAUCUCCUAGAGUAAUAACCAGAGACUUAUGAACUCCAAAACGAAGGAGUGACCUGUGAAUAACUGCAUAUAAAUGCCCUUGUCCACUAUGUCUUUUAUUUCUUUUGAAAACUUGGUGUCUUAAUUUACUACACUAGCUCAAGACCCUAUUGUGGAACGUUCAAGUUUUGAUGGUUUGAUCUUCGCACAAGCUAAGCUAACCAAAUAGUUUUGAGAAUGUCAACUGUAAAUGUUCUGGUUUCUGAAAACUUGUGAGAGAGUCAUUUAACAUCCAUUUGAUAUGUGGCGGAGAUUCACAGAUGAGCUCAUGUGAUGGUUUUGCUAAUGGUUUGGUGAGAGUUUAUCUGGACAGCAUCUAAUAAAUGCUGUUUUCUUGCUCCUUUUAAAUAAAUUAAAUGCUCUGUGGGACUCAUUUGCUAAACAGGCAAGAGAGGUUCCUUAUACACGGACCACAAAAACGUUAUGGUUGCAGAGAAACUGCAUCAAAAUUGUUGUAAAAGACAAGGCAAUUGAACUGAAAAUCAAUAUUUAGUGGGAAGUAAUAGAUGAGGCUUGAUGCUGUUCAUCAUAAUUUGAUUAGAUAGUGAAAAGCAUUCUAUAAUAUUAUCAGUUAAUAUUAUUUACAGAAUCCCACAUAAACAUUUUGUAUUGAUGUAUGAGGCACUGAAUUGUUUGUGCUGUACUAAAUGUAUAUCCUGGUAAUAAAGUUUUGGAAAGAUCCAGUGAAUUUUA